AUGGUUCUUCCCCAGCUCAAUCCAAAGGCAGCACCGAUCCGAUUUCCGGACUGCUGUCUCGCCGUAUCAACAAAACUACUCCAGAUCCUAUCAGAUAUUUUUUCCAAAACUACAAGCUCAGAGGACAAACCAACAGUCCUCUCUAUCGGAAGCGGCUCUGGUUUGCUCGAAGCUUUUCUGAUCGAUCAACAAGAUAGCACCCACUGCGGCCGUCCUUCUUUUAACGUGGAGGGUGUUGAAGUUCAGCAGCAUAGUGGGAAAGACGCCGUCAACAAAUAUCUUCCAGAACAAGCCAUCUAUACCGUUCGCGGCAGCUGGGACGUUGUCUCGAGGUUACAGGACACAGACAUUACAUCUCUCAUGUUUGUUUAUCCACGUCAACCAACCCUGGUUCUUGAAUACACAAAAGCCAUCGCGCGAAGAGGGCUGAACGUGCAGGUCAUCGUUUGGCUGGGGCCAAUGGCUGACUGGGAGGUGUUCGAGUUUUGCUUUGAUGCAGGGCAUGAGAGUGGGCAGUUUGCAGUCACCGAGAAAAAGCAAGGAGCGGACGCCGGGUUAAAUGAGUACGAGAUGAUGGUCGUGCUCAGCCCUAUGCUACGCCGUGUCGUUUCCAUCAUGACAUCGUCAUCCCCGAAACGUUUCAUACCGUUAAAGAAAAGAAACCACAACCUCCCGGCCAGCACUCCCAGCCUUCGAGGUGUGGUCUUUGAUAUGGAUGGCACACUCUGUGAGCCUCAAACUUACAUGUUCAAGGAAAUGAGAGAUAUAUUGGGGAUCAACAAAACAACGGAUAUUUUGGAACACAUCGAAACACUCCCAAAAUCCGAGCAGUCAGAAGCCCUCGAAUCUAUCCGCAAUAUUGAACGAAAAGCUAUGAAGACUCAAACUCCUCAACCCGGCCUCAUGACACUCAUGGCGUACCUCGACACCAAUGCCAUUCCUAAAGCAAUCUGUACCCGCAACUUUGACGUUCCUGUCCAAAAUCUGAUGGACAAGUUUCUGGAGGGUUCUCGUUUUCAUCCAAUUGUCACGCGGGAUUUCCGCCCUCCCAAACCCGAUCCUGCCGGCAUAUUGCAUAUUGCCAAGGACUGGGGCUUGACGGAUAAGGCUGGCGAGGGAGAUGCCAGUGGACUUAUCAUGGUGGGCGACUCUAUCGACGACAUGACAGCGGGCAGGAAGGCGGGCGCGGCUACAGUACUGCUCGUAAACGACGUGAAUCGGCCUUUGGCGGAGCAUGCGCAUACUGACUUGGUCAUCAACACGUUGGAUGAGCUUGUUGCCGUUCUCGACGAUGGUUUCGUGGGCAGAGAAAUCAACCCAGAGUGA
Molecule: messenger RNA, 1326 nt
Organism: Fusarium poae
Lineage: Eukaryota; Fungi; Ascomycota; Sordariomycetes; Hypocreales; Nectriaceae
Exons: 3
Coding region: 1-1326 (441 amino acids)
Source: RefSeq, a predicted model, not a curated record